UGCCUUCUACGUCUUCCAGGCUCAGGCCUUGCGAUCUAACACCGCCCGCGGCACCCAGGCUGCGGCAUGGGGAAUCUACCAUCUGCUGCCAAGCACUGCCUCAGCUACCAGCAGCUUCUCCGCGAGCAUCUGUGGAGCGGAGAGUCAGUGGCAGGGGCGCUGGACCCGGCGCAGGAGGUCUCCCAGUUAUCUGGACUCCCUGAAUAUGUGAAGAUAGUAGAAGUUGGACCUAGAGAUGGACUGCAGAAUGAAAAUGUUAUAGUUCCUACAGAUACAAAAAUUGAAUUCAUCAAUCAACUUUCCCAAACUGGCUUGUCUGUAAUAGAAGUAACCAGUUUUGUGUCCUCCAAAUGGGUACCACAGAUGGCUGAUCACACUGAAGUGAUGAGAGGAAUUCAUCAGUAUCCAGGAGUUCGCUAUCCUGUCUUGAUACCUAAUCUUCAGGGUUUUCACCAUGCUGUUGCUGCUGGAGCCACUGAGAUAGCAGUUUUUGGUGCUGCUUCUGAAUCUUUCAGCAAGAAGAAUAUUAACUGCUCCAUUGAAGAAAGUAUGGGAAGGUUUGAGGAGGUUAUCAGCUCUGCAAGGCACAUGGACAUCCCAGUACGAGGGUAUGUGUCCUGUGCUCUGGGCUGUCCAUAUGAAGGAAGCAUCACACCACAGAAAGUCACAGAAGUCUCAAAGAGAUUGUAUGGAAUGGGCUGCUAUGAGAUCUCCUUGGGAGACACAACUGGAGUGGGCACUCCGGGAAGCAUGAAGAUGAUGUUGGAAAGUGUCAUGAAAGAAAUCCCUCCAGGGGUUCUUGCUGUUCAUUGCCAUGACACGUACGGACAAGCCCUUGCAAAUAUCCUAACAGCUCUUCAGAUGGGAGUUAAUGUGGUGGACUCUGCUGUAUCCGGAUUAGGUGGCUGUCCUUAUGCAAAAGGUGCUUCUGGGAAUGUAGCCACCGAGGAUUUGAUAUAUAUGCUUAAUGGCAUGGGGCUCAAUACAGGUGUGAAUCUCUACAAAGUGAUGGAAGCUGGUGACUUUAUUUGCAAGGCAGUGAAUAAAACCACAAACUCUAAAGUUGCACAAGCCACCUUCAAAGCUCGACUUGAAUGAAUUUAUGAUU
Peromyscus eremicus (cactus mouse) is the source of this 1108-nucleotide messenger RNA. RefSeq names its product 3-hydroxy-3-methylglutaryl-CoA lyase like 1 (gene Hmgcll1). The record is from RefSeq and is a predicted model, not a curated record. The transcript has 9 exons. Gene Ontology annotation, biological process: ketone body biosynthetic process; L-leucine catabolic process. Gene Ontology annotation, cellular component: cytosol; endoplasmic reticulum. The coding region runs from base 67 to 1098 and encodes 343 amino acids. Gene Ontology annotation, molecular function: hydroxymethylglutaryl-CoA lyase activity. Lineage: Eukaryota; Metazoa; Chordata; Mammalia; Rodentia; Cricetidae.